This is a messenger RNA of Mycena indigotica, 2967 nucleotides long. Its product is annotated as CxC2 domain-containing protein. Bases 1 to 2967 code for a protein of 988 amino acids. Lineage: Eukaryota; Fungi; Basidiomycota; Agaricomycetes; Agaricales; Mycenaceae. The transcript has 12 exons. The record is from RefSeq and is a predicted model, not a curated record.
AUGGCUCCGCUCACGCACAAGGCAUCUUCAUAUCCAACGAAGGCCAUAUACAACGAGGGCGGCGUGCGGCUGUCACAGUCAAACGACAGCGGGUCGCGACUAUUACUCAAGAAGGAGAUCCACUGGCUGUUGAAAGCACCAUUCCAGCCGCUAGCUCUCCCUCGGGAAAUCCCAUGGCUCAAUGGCGAACUCUCAGAUCCCUGUUUCUGGAUGAAAUACUUCGACAUGAGAGUCUUGGAAAUAAUUUGGAAGCCCCUCAAUGUGCACACUGUCAUCGUAACCUGGCGUCAGAAGACGCUCCGUCGUAUUUCCAAUGCGAAGACUGUGGCCAACAUCUUCAGUGUCAGCAAUGUUGCUUAUCGUGGCAUGAGCGGUUCCCACUACACUCCCUCCAGAUGUGGAAUGGGAACUUUUUGGGUGAAGAAGACGCUCCAACAAAUCGGCCUCGUGUAUCAGCUUGGACACGGCGGCUUUCGCUGCCCAUUCCCAGAUCUUCGCACUCAUGAAAUGAUAGUUAUCGACUUACCCUUCAUCCACAAGAUUGACCUUCGCUAUUGCAAUUGUCCCCACUCUCGCAACGCUAAUAACGUGCAACAAAUCCUACGCAACGCAUGGUACCCAGCAACCGUUCUAGAACCCGCUACUUGCACGACAUUCCGAACACUCAAAGCCUUUCGACUAUUCAACGUAGUCGGUAACCUCAAUGUCACCGAUUUUAUCACCGCUUUGGAACGCAUGUCCAGUGCCAUGGCUGUGAGUGGUGUCGAGGCCGUCCCGCAACCGACUCGUCAAUUCCAUAGAAUGUCUCGCCAAUGGGCGCACUUAUCCAGACUCAAACGCUCCGGUCGUACACAAGUUCCAGUGGCAAUCGACGCGACCCCACUUGGUGCAUGCGCCGUUCUUUGUUGGGCCUGUCCUCAGGAAAACAAGAACUUGCCUCCGAACUGGCGCGCUGCCCCCCUCGAAAUGCAAUUCCUUUAUAUGAUGGUUCUCGCGAUGGACGCCAAUUUCCGACUGAAGAAUCGCAUUCGGAACAACGAGAUUGAUGACCCACCAUUAGGACCCGGCUGGGCGUAUUGGGUCGAACCGAACGGCUACCAAGAACACGUGAAAAAAUACAUGAGCUCAUGUAUUGCCUUUGCGGCUCUUCUCCAGAAAGAUACCCGAAUGACUACGGGCCUUCGUGUCUCAGGCGUCGGCGGAUGCGUGUGCGCGCGGCACGAAAUUGUUCGGCCAAAUGGGCUUGGGGACCUGCAGAAGGGAGAACGGUACUGCAACAUGGAUUGGAUAUUGUUCUCUGCGAUUAUGGCUCUCACCUUACUAUGGAUCACUAUCUCGUACGAUAUCGCGUGUCAAUGGAAAGUUCACCUGAACCAGCGAAUGAUGCGCCUGCCCUCAAAUAUGACACUCGAUCCCGACGCAACCAAGGUCCAAUUUGGUCUUCCCAUAUGGCAUGCGGAAUCACAUACGAAAUCUUGUCGCGAUACCAACAAAUUGGACUACAAACCCGGCGUAGCCAAAACAGACGGUGAAGCUAUCGAACGGGUUUGGUCGGUACUGAAUCCUGCUGCUCUUGCUACCAAGGAAAUGGGUCUCGGAAAUCGAGCCGACACACUCGACGAUCGUGUGGAUAACCACAACUUUCUCAAAAACAUGAUGCUUGGUACCACUUUACAGCGUCGCCUUCUUAUUGCCCGCAACGAACAAAAAACGCAAAUCGAGGCUUUCCAAUCAGUCUGCGAGGCAAUUGAGCCGGACUUGCAGAAAGAGUGGAAAAUGAUGAUACAUAAUUGGGAAGCCGACAACAACUGUCCAAACCCAUAUGUUCUCCCGACCAACGGUUUGCCCACUGAAGCUGACAUUCGUCACCAACUGCAGCAAGAAGAACGACAGCAAAACACCGAUGGUCGAGCACAAAUCGCAGAACGACUCAAAGUAGAACUCAAAGAAGCUGCUCUGCUCAGCUCGGAGCGUAAAAUCAAGAUCGACGAGAAGCGCGAUGCUCUCCUUCGCAAAAUCAAUCGUUUCCGCCAACUACAAGUGGUGUAUAUGCCGGGCGUUGCCCCUCUGAUGGCAGCUGCGGAGAUCGAACGCGACAGCAAUGUACCUGCGCUACCUGCUGAGGAGGUUAAGCUCUGGAUGCCGAGCCAGAUGCCGCGGACGCCUGACGGAGUAAAUGGAUGCCUUCCGGGUCUGGUCGCCCUCGAGGAGAGGCUACGCGUCUCCCAGUGCGAAAACACUCUCAGUCAACUCCGGUUCACCCUCCACGGCAAGCGAUGGCUUAUUGCUUAUCGCAAUGCUCAUGUUACUGGCCAACGCCAGACUACCAAGUCCGCGAAGUUGAUCCAGUCUGUCGGAGAUCGCGCCACUGGUCUCUACCGGCGGUACUGGCGAGGGUAUACUGCUUUAUCGGGCUUGAAUGUGUUGGACAAGUACCCGCAACUUCGUGAAUUGAGACAACAAGAUGUCCGACUCGAGAACGAUAUCGAUGUCGCGGACAUGGACGCCAGUCGAAAACUCGCAUCAACAGGGCUUAUACGCGGGGCCCGACUGCCUCGCACCAUGCCAAGCAGGUCGAGACAAGUCUUGUCAUGGAUUUGGACUGCGCCUGGCGCUUUCGCUGACGAAGAGAGAUCUCUGCACGAGACCAUGCGUGUCGAAUGGUCGCGAGCUUUGGCACGGAAACGCCGAUGGACUGAAGAAGUGCUGCUGGUCGAGGAGGAAAUGCGGCGCGUUCUGAGGUUCUUGACCUGGGAGGCCAAAUGGUGGAGAGCACAAGUAUCGCGGGCUGGGCUCGAUGAUUCGAGUAUCGCUGCGGGUUUGCGCUCGUAUGCUUUACGACGAGCCUCGCAGAAUGAGCAGAUUAUGAUGCAUUUCAGAAUCAAGUGGGCAGUUGGGGAGAGUAGAGCCCUUAGAGAAAUCAUAACUUUAGAUAGUAUUGCGGACAUGGAGGCUACUGUAACAUGA